AAUAUAGAUACUCGUACAAAUCAUAGUGGAAACUAAAUUUAAUCCCAACACAUAUUGUAUAAAAUGAUUAUUUCCGUAAUUGCUGUCAUUUUUGCUGCUUUAUGCAGCAUUGCUACUCCUGCACCACAACCUCGCAUUGAGUUUGAUAGGGUGACUUUUAUCAGCAAAUUUGACAAUAAGGUAAUCACCACAACGGAAUAUAUCGAGGAUCCAGGUCCGUACAACAUCUAUGCAUCCAUUGCUCAAAAUGACCAAGGGUUACCAGACCAAAGAUGGAGUGCGUACGUUUACGACGACUCAAGUAUUAACGUUUCUCCGCUGGGAGGACAAUUUUGGAACAGUUUCUCCACCUACAAACCAUGUCCAGAUUGCUUCGCAACGAACGAGAAUUGGGACGCCCUCUUGCAAAAUUCAACUUUAGAAUUAUUCUCACCGAGUCAAAUACUAAACUCGACAGCAAUGCUGAAGAGUCGUUGGACUGAUUUAUGCCUCACUAAUCCUGGCGACAACUACCUGAUGAAAGGUCCCUGCAAUGCAAGCGAUAUUGGUCAGAUCUGGACUAUUGUUUGGUUGGACCAGUAGUAUGUACAUAAACUUCAAAGCAAAUCAUUGUACGAGGAUUUAACGAAUUAAAUAAACUUGCACUGAACCUGA
Messenger RNA from Folsomia candida, 654 nucleotides. RefSeq lists its product as uncharacterized. Lineage: Eukaryota; Metazoa; Arthropoda; Collembola; Entomobryomorpha; Isotomidae. The coding region runs from base 64 to 582 and encodes 172 amino acids. The record is from RefSeq and is a predicted model, not a curated record. The transcript is spliced from 4 exons.